GUUCAUUGACAAGGCGUAUAAGCUCGGAAACAUCCAUUUUUGUUGGGAGAAAAUUGAUAAGAAUAAUACGAGUUUGUAGAACGGCAAAAUGACUUCGGAACUAGAUAGCUGGAUUGAGAUUACAAAACAGUGCAAAUAUUUGCCAGAGAAUGACCUGAAGAAAUUGUGUGAUUUGGUAUGUGAUCUGCUGAUAGAAGAGUCAAACAUACAACCAGUGAGCACUCCAGUCACCGUCUGCGGUGAUAUUCAUGGGCAGUUCUACGAUCUUGAGGAGCUUUUUCGCACGGGUGGACAUAUUCCGGAUACGAAUUACAUUUUCAUGGGCGACUUCGUUGAUCGUGGUUAUUACAGCUUGGAAACGUUUACUCGUUUGCUUACCUUGAAGGCACGGUAUCCGGAGAGAAUCACAUUGCUUCGAGGUAACCAUGAAUCACGACAAAUCACCAAAGUGUACGGUUUUUAUGACGAGUGUUACACCAAGUAUGGCAAUGUAAACCCGUGGAAGUACUGCUGCCGAGUGUUUGACUUGCUCACCAUCGCUGCCUUGAUCGACGAGGAGGUUUUGUGUGUCCAUGGCGGCCUUAGUCCGGAGAUUAAAACGCUGGACCAAAUCCGAACAAUCAAUCGUGACCAGGAGAUUCCCCAUAAGGGUGCUUUCUGUGAUUUGGUUUGGUCAGACCCCGAGGAUAUCGAAACGUGGGCCGAGAGCCCGAGGGGGGCAGGUUGGCUGUUUGGAGUUGAUGUGACGUUGGAUUUUAUGUUUAUCAACAGGCUGGAACUGAUCUGUCGGGCACAUCAACUGGUCCACGAAGGAAUAAACUAUUUGUUCAACCGUAAGCUGGUCACUGUUUGGUCGGCGCCAAAUUAUUGCUACCGCUGCGGCAAUGUGGCAGCAAUACUCAAGUUUCAAACCGCAGAGGAUUCGACGGUGGAGAUAUUCAAGGCGGUACCGGACAGCGAAAGGGUCAUGCCGAGCCAACGCGUUACACCGUACUUUCUGUGAAGACAACCUAGUAUUCUUAUAUAAUGUAUGUGUAAUUAUUACAAAACAAAAUAAAUUGUUGCUUUUGUGAGUAAA
Molecule: messenger RNA, 1078 nt
Organism: Topomyia yanbarensis
Lineage: Eukaryota; Metazoa; Arthropoda; Insecta; Diptera; Culicidae
Gene: PpV
Product: serine/threonine-protein phosphatase 6 catalytic subunit
Exons: 1
Coding region: 89-1003 (304 amino acids)
Biological process (GO): peptidyl-serine dephosphorylation; G1/S transition of mitotic cell cycle
Cellular component (GO): cytoplasm
Molecular function (GO): protein serine/threonine phosphatase activity
Source: RefSeq, a predicted model, not a curated record